Tachyglossus aculeatus (Australian echidna) is the source of this 1211-nucleotide messenger RNA. RefSeq names its product zinc finger and BTB domain containing 9 (gene ZBTB9). NCBI's taxonomy places the organism in Eukaryota, Metazoa, Chordata, Mammalia, Monotremata, Tachyglossidae. The record is from RefSeq and is a predicted model, not a curated record. Gene Ontology annotation, biological process: regulation of transcription by RNA polymerase II. Bases 24 to 1193 code for a protein of 389 amino acids. Gene Ontology annotation, molecular function: protein binding; RNA polymerase II cis-regulatory region sequence-specific DNA binding; DNA-binding transcription factor activity, RNA polymerase II-specific. The transcript has 2 exons.
UCCCGCCCGAUCGCCCCCGGGGGAUGGAGCCCCCGUCCCCGUUGCCCGCGCCGUCGCCGCUGGGCCCGGGCGGCCCGCGGACCAUCCAGAUCGAGUUCCCCCAGUACAGCCAGGGCCUGCUGGAGACCCUGAACCGCCACCGGCUGGAGGGCAAGUUCUGCGACAUCGCGCUGCACGUGCAGGGCCGCGUGCUGCGCGCCCACAAGUCGGUGCUGGCCGCCUCCUCGCCCUACUUCCACGACAAGCUGCUCCUGCGGGACACGGCCUGCCUGGCCCUGCCCAGCGUCAUCGAGGCGGACGCCUUCGAGGGGCUGCUGCAGCUCAUCUACUCGGGCCGCCUGCGCCUGCCGCUGGACGCCCUGCCCGGCCACCUCCUGGUGGCCAGCGGCCUGCAGAUGUGGCAGGUGGUGGACCAGUGCUCGGAGAUCCUGCGCGAGCUGGAGGCCGCCAACGCCGCCCACGCCGGGCGGGCCGGGGGGGCCCGCGCCGCGCCCUCGCCCGCCGCCGCCGUCGCCGACCCGGGGCCCGGGGACGUCCUGCGGAUCCGCGUGGAGGAGGACGACGAGGAGGAGGACGACGACGACGACGAGGCGGCGGCGGUCCCCGGGCCGCCCCCCGAGGCCGCCCCGCCGCCGCCGCCCCCCGCCGCCGAAGAUCUUCUACGUCAAGCCGGGGGCUACCCCGCCGGCGGCGGGGCCGAGCCGGGCUUCCUGCUGACCCCGGGGCUGGCCGCGGCGGCGGCGGCGGCGGGGACCCCCGGCAGCGGGACGGCGGCGGCGGCGGCGGCCCCCCAGGGCCCGUCCUGGAAACCGGUGGAUCUCCACGGCAACGAGAUCCUGGCGCAGGGGGGUCCGGGCCCCGGGCAGGCGGUGCACGGUCCCGUGAAGCUCGGGGGGGCCCCGCCGCCGGACGGGAAGCGCUUCGGCUGCCUGUGCGGGAAGCGCUUCGCCGUCAAGCCCAAGCGGGACCGCCACAUCAUGCUGACGUUCAGCCUGCGCCCCUUCGGCUGCGGCCUGUGCAACAAGCGCUUCAAGCUGAAGCACCACCUGACGGAGCACAUGAAGACGCACGCGGGGGCCCUGCACGCCUGCCCCGACUGCGGCCGCCGCUUCCGCGUCCACGCCUGCUUCCUGCGCCACCGCGACCUCUGCAAGGGCCAGGGCUGGGCCACCGCCCACUGGACCUACAAGUGACGCCCGGGCCCGGGUUCG